Molecule: messenger RNA, 22236 nt
Organism: Porites lobata
Lineage: Eukaryota; Metazoa; Cnidaria; Anthozoa; Scleractinia; Poritidae
Source: the annotation of a GenBank genome assembly
GUUUGCAGCAGUUCGGGCUUCGGAGAGCGAGACAGGAAGAGAAUUUCAUAAGUGCACGAGAUGAUGCCGUUGGAGGAUAGAAGCACAGAAGUUGAACCAGAUGCUCAUAUCAAAGCAUCUUCAAGCAAUGAAGACGAUCCAGAAAACGAAGAAAUUGCCGGCGGUUAGUAUACAAUUUAUUGUAGGUUUGUAGCUGACGUUUGGGGUAAACUUUGAUACAUUUUGGUCCAGGCAGAACAAAUAUAAAGGCUCGACUGUAACCUGCGAUAAAAAAUAUAUAUAUAUAAAAUGAUAAAGAAUUAUGUAGACCUAAGCAGUAACUAGCAGUGAUCAGAGAUUUGUAAGUGCGUUCAAAUGUUUGAAUUACCAAUGAAAAUUGCUUUGUGCAGACCACGUCACCAAAGUGGAGAAGGUUGUUUAAUUUAGUGAAUAAUGUGGAUGACUUUAAUCAUGUAAGUUUGACAGAGCUAUGUUCUGUUUCUUUAUUAAGACCGAAGUAUCAUACAGUUUCUCCAGAGUAUGGAACGCCAAGUGUAACAAAAGUGCUCAAAAAUUAAAUAAGCUUAUAGGUUGUAUCAUCGAGUAUGUGAUGUACUCAGGGUUGUCAGAAAGUUUUGAAGUAGAGGGUCAAAGUAAGCGGCCAGUCCAGGGAUAUUUUAUUUAAAAAACGCCAUCCGUAAAGAAAUGCUAAUCAGAGUAGCUGGCCAAUUCUAACCAAGUACAUGUAGGCGGCGAUUUUCACCUACAGCCGGCUUCUUUUGACAACCCUAUGUAGGGUUGCAAAUUGCAUGUGUUUACAUGUAGUUUACUGUGAGGUAAAAUACAGGUUGGAAAUUUGGCCAUAUAUGUCUCUUGAAACUCAGUAUGUUGUUACAACCUGAAAUACAGUCAACUCCCUUUAUUACGGACACCGUAGGGACCUCGAGGUACAGCUGUAGUGUCCUCAUUAGUGAGAGUCCUUAAUAGCAGGAGUUUGUUUCAGUCAAAUGUCUGUAAUUUGUUUUCGCCGGGGAUUUUAAUAGCUGCUGUCCAUUUUAUUGAGGUGUCCGUUAUAGCACGGUGUCCGGAAGGCAAGAGUUGGCAGUAAAUAGGUUUUAAUUGGGUUGUUCCAGAAAAAAUCCACACCCCCCCGACGGAUGGGAUUCUGGAAAUUCUCGCGGGAGGGGGGGUCGAAGACUCCGGAAAUCCAGGCGGGAGGGGGGGUUGACCUUAAAAAAGUCUUCUGCAGGGGUCAUUUCGACCGAUAGUUGAUACAAAUCAAACGUUUAGUUCGAUGACACUUAAGCGCUUUCAGACCCUGAAAAUAGUCAAAAUGUUUUGUUCAUAUAUUUCUCACCUGACAUAAAUGAUAAUCUAAGUUGCUUUACAGGUCCUUUUAUAGCAGAAAACGCAAACAAGAUACUAAAGAACGGGCCUGAAGGAACUCGUCGCAACGUUGUUGUCACGAAGAGCGUCAAACGCCUGACACAUUUCUACUGCACCCAGAGCCCAUGCAAGAGCGAAGAGUGAUUUUUAUAAGCUAAGAAAUUAUGUAAACACUGUUCAGGUGUCGUUAGCAUUUUUGUUUUUUGCUCCUUUCGUUUUUAGUUCCACGCGAUAGAAUUCUAAGUUUAAUAUAAGCUGAAGCUUUAGAAAUUAAAACAAAAACAUUUAGACGUGUUUGCGUGUAUUUUCCAUUAAAAAUAAAUUAAAUUUAAGCCUUUUAUUUUUUCCCGGAAAUCCAGACGGGAGGGGGGGCCUUCCACCUUGGAAAUCCAGUUGGGAGGGGGGGUCUUGUGCUUCAGGAAAUCCAGGUGAGAGGGGGGGGUUAAAAAAGGACCCCAUCCGUCGGGGGGGUGUGGAUUUUUUCUGGAAUAACCCAUUAUCGAUUCAUUCACUUAUCCAAAAAUCUUCGGAACGAGGUUGACAUGCGUGUCACAAAACUGUUCCACAUGAAAACAACGUUUUUUAGUGCCAUUAAUGCAAAGUACAAGUUUUCUGAUAUCGAAAUCAGUUUGCUGGGGUUGUCAGACCUACAUGUCUUCUAGUUUCACCUCAGUUUAACGUGCCGUUUGCUAUAAUAUUAUUGUUUUCUUUCUAGUGGGUAGAAUAUGCUGUUGAGGACUCCUAACUUAGCAAAUGGUCAGUUUUGCUGCUUGACUUGCUUGCCACAUUGAGAGGUCAAAUGAACUGAGAAGUGUUGAAGCUUGUCUGUUCCCUGGUUUGCUUCAUUCAUAUUGUUUUCGUGCAGUUUUUGUUUCUGACAGAAUUUGGCUACUGAAACAGUUAUCAUUUUCUUUGACCUGUCUUCCAUGAAGUGUCAAGCUUUUUUACAUUGCGGCUAAAAAACUUUUUAGUGAAGCUUUUUCUUCUCAGACAAUGAGUAACUAAAUGGAGUUAUUUUAGGAUAAUUAACAAAUUGAUAAUUACAACCUCUAUAUUUCAGGCUGUAAUAACAUAUCGAGUUUCAUGCGACGUACAGGUUGCAUAGAUGGCCUAAAUUCCAAGAUGUAUUUACCACACUGUAAGCUAUGUACAGCUGUAUCCAUAUAAAAAUUAUAUGGAGUUUUUCAACCCAUUAAAAACACAGUACAGCGGGAGCGCAUACUCUAAGAUACAAACUAAUUUAUUUUAUUUUUGAACUUUUUUGUCCCUCUUGGUAUUCCAUACCAGUGCUUAUGUAGCUGCUCUACUAAUCAAUAUUAACCCGAGUGAAAUAUAAGAUCAAACGUAGCAUAAAACAAUGAAGUUAGCAUGGGGAUUUGAGCUAAUUAGAAAAAAUAAAUAUAUGAAAAAUAUGUGAUUGUUUAUUCAAGAAGAUUCACUAUUCUGGUUGGCUUUAAUCCCCUGGCUUUCAUUAUUCCCAUAUUCUUAGAAAUGCAAGGUUGUGUAAGAUGUCAAUAUUAAAUCAUAGUAAUAUUGUUGUCAUGAGCUGUAUUAGCUUUAAUUUUAGCUGCUUGCAAAAAAAAUUGUUGUUGUUGUUGUUGUUGUCAAAGAACUUCCCUUUUUCUCUUUUCAGAUAAAAGCAAUUUGCUUAUUAAAAAUCAGAAGAACAUCAGAAACCUCAUUGGCUUUUGGUAUGAAUAUAACUAACAACAUUUUUUUUGCUUAUCAUGGAGAUCCUGCCUACAAAAUUUUAAAUCAGUUUGAUUGGGCUGUGCUAAUAAAACUGAAAAAUGAUUAAUACAUGUACAUCAGAACGGGAGAGCUAGGUACAGGUAGCAGUGAAUUUUUAACUCUAUGCCUCAUGUGAUGCAAUAGUACAUGUACAGGUGUAUGGCUUACGGGAGGCAUCCAUGAUGUCUACACAGCUUGAUCACAUGUACGUGUAAUUUGAAGUGGAUGGCAGUUAAAAGGGAAUCUAGGAAGUUUUUUCUUAGUUGACGUACUCUUUAUUUCCUUCUUAUAUGUAUUUAUUAUUAUUAUUAUUAUCAUCGUUAUCAUCAUUCAUUUUUGUGGAGGAAAAAGGGAAGAGUGAUGCACAAAGUUAGUACAGUGGGUUACCUCAAUAUAUUGUAACAAAGGGCCAAGGAAUUGGCAAAAUGUGUUCGUGAUAACAAGGUUCUGUUAUAUCGAGGUUCUUUUAAAUGGUUUAAAAGGUUUAAAGGCUUGUUUAUAGUGGAAAGUGCACUUAGCUUAUCCAGCUACACUGCAGUUUACAGGCAUCCCACUCAAAUACUUAGAAGCAAAUAAUUCAAAUACCAACAUAACAGGAUUAAAAACUGGCAGGAGGAAACCAGUUGGCUAUUUACAAGCAUGGCCGAGGAUUUCAACUUGGUACAACCGAGAAGAAACCCAGUAAGUGGCUGGAGCAGGACGUGAACUCGGGACCACUGGAUUGCGAGCGCGAUGCACUGACCAUUCAUCUUCACUGCUUACUUAUUUUACUAUCACUAUCACUAUCACUAUUGUUUGUCAUACUGAGGUUUUCACUACAUGAAAUCCCUUUUGCACUCCCCUCCCCUGCUGGACACACUUCAAAUUUGUACGCGCAUGUACAUGUAUCUACAGCAAUAAUGGUUGACUUUUAGAAGGAUGUAAGAAUCCUGAUCUUAAUUACCUGGCAAUGUUUUGAUUCACAACAACAAUAUUGAGAAUGUCAUGUCAUCAUAUUGCAGUAUUGUUGCAACAUUACUUUAUUGAAGUUGCCACAUUGUUCCAACAUUGAUGUCCUAAAAAUUGUCAUUGCAAAUCUUUGUGUGUAACAUUACCUUUAGUGGAAUGAAAUUUAAAUACAUGUCACUCCUUUUGUUUGAGAUUGUAUUUUAUUUUUAACUGGUAUUAAUUUCUUGAGGUUCCAAUAUUUUUCUAGGUUGCUGGGUUUGUGCAACAACUUUGGCUAUGUUGUCAUGUUAAGUGCAGCUCAUGACAUUCUUGCCGUCAAUGGCACCGAUCAGGUACUGCGAAAUAAUUUGUUAAAGGUUCUGUGGUCACUUUUGUAACGGCUUGUAAAAGAUACAUUACCAUGGUGGCAAAAUUUCAGGAUCUCAACGAUCCUUCUUGACGGCGAUGGCUAUUUGCAUUGUCAAACAAUGGAAGAAAAGUAUGGGCUACUGUUUUGUUCCCAAGUGCAAUCAUGCAUCAGAAAGUCAUACUGUACAUGUCAGUUUUUUUGUUUUUGCUGCCAUAUUUGUAGGACCAUGGAUUGUUGAGAUCCAGAAAUUUUGCUACCAUGACAACAUGAUGUAACAAUUUCUCCUUUCUACAGGGUUUGCAUGCACUUUGAAAGUCCUUGAAAAUUGCAGUUGGUGUUGGAUUAAAGUCCUUGAAUUUCAGUGCUUUCUUUGUCCAACCCAUAUUCUCAAGUGCCUAAAAGGAGCAAAUUACACAGAAAGACCUUCAGGAUAAAACUGCUCAUGUUGUGGAAGAACUAAAAAACAUUUGAAUGGAGUCAUUGAAAGUCCUUGAAAAGUGCUUGAAUUUUUUUGUUCAAAAAAGGGUACGAAACCUGUUUCUGAUAUUACAAAAAUAGAAUAGAGUUUAACAGAUUAUCUACUCUGGAUGUAAGCAAGAUCUUUCCCCUAUGUUAGUCAUGUAGAUUUUCUAUUUACACUGGAUGUUAAUAAUUAAAAGUAUUUGGUGUUGCUUAACCCCCAUAUACACAUACACAUAAUAGCCAAUUUUGCCUUCAGUUAACCAAAAUUAAAGCAACAGGGGGGCUCAUUUCAAAUUACACUGUAUUAAUAAAAUUGAAUGCAAUUUACCAUUUCAGGCAGCUGCCACCAACUCAAGCACGUCAGAGUUGUCUCAAUCCUCAAAUGUCUCCGAUGGAUUAGAGUGCAAUCCUCUGUCAACUGGGGUAUGUAUUAUUUAGAUUCCCGUAAGUUCAUGUACAAGCCUGCUGUACUCACAAAUGAACCACCUUUGAUCCCUGAUUGACUUUUCAAGAUUUUUUUAUAAUCUUUGGAUGAAAUCCAUGAUGGUUUAACCAUUCAAAUGAAUCUAUCUUAAGAUUUCACAAAAGGGAAUUAAUUUUCCCAAGCAGGCAAUAUACUGUAGGCCCACUUGUAUAGCCAAUCAGAAUACAGGAUUCACUCUGUCUUGCAUUGCUCCUUUGCAGCCAAAAAACAAAAUAACAAAAUUAUAAUAAUUAUAAUAUAAUGCUACUGCCUUUUGACAAUAAAGUGCAUCACAACAUUUAAAUGUGGGGUAAUUAACCUUCAUUUUCCUUUGCAGACUGUUUUGUUGGCAGACAUUUUACCAACUCUUAUCAUAAAGAUAACAGCUCCUUUCUACAUGCAAAAAAUUAAGUACAGGUAUACUUAAUUUUUGUUGUUAUACCUUAACUAUUUACACCGUUUUACUAGUCUUUGAUGACACUAUUAUAGGGUUUAUCCUUCUUAUAAAAUCUUCUUUUAAAAUUUAUUUGCAGUAUACGAAUAGCAAUCUGCGUGCUCUUUGCCUUCGCAAGUUUUUUUGUUGUGGCAUUUUCACAUGUCCUUUGGUUUAGUCUCUUGGGUAAGAAUUCUGCUCCAUCUAUAUGCAGUUCAUAGUGUAGUUAAGGGUUUUACGUGAAGUUUCCAUUAUGUCUUGCCUCUGAUAUUAAACCUACAGUUAAAUCGUUUGUUUUGCGUUUCCAGGUACUUUAGGAAUUUCUGGGUGGGGAUGUACCGUUGGGAUCCUGGAACCCUUAACCUAUACUAGAGCUAGUUCAGCUGAAUUUUGCUACCCUAUACUAGAGUAAACUCCCCAAAUCUCUCCUAUCCUAGAGUAGCUGUUUUCCAGAAACUACUAAGGUCACUAACACAGUCUAGCCAAAACAAAAGCUUAUACCACAAUCCCUAGUCUAGAUAAAAUCUUCAACGAACUGAGUGAUCAGUUUCCUAAAAAAUGAUACCCUAUAGCUAUUCUAGACCCAAACGCUCUGAUUUAUAUACCCUAUCCUAGAGUAAACUGCUUGAAAACCAUACCCUUCACAGCAGCACAGCAUACCUAUAUAGCCCAUAUAUGGCAGUACCCCCCCCCCCCCUACGGGAAGCAAGCGCGAGUCAUGCAGGGGCCAGAAGAGGCGCGAGAGUCACGGUUUUUGUUUUCUUUUGUUCUUUUUUAUUAUUAGUCACGCCACUCUUGUCGCGCGUGACUCUCCCUCGCUUUUUUAUUAUUAGUCACGCCACUCUUGUCGCGCGUGACUCUCCCUCGCUACUCCUCUGAAAUACAAAAUAUAACGCCCGCUCUGCAGGCUUCACAUCUGUUUAGUUUUAGCUUACUGCUGAUGUCAAAUGACAUCAUGUUAGGCAAUUAUAGGGCAAGAAAUUGCCAUUGAGCCACAGCCGAGUUUUUCCCUGAAUGAUGUUCAUAUCGCAUUUGACGUCCUCAAUGCACCUAACUAAAGAGGCACGCCAACUGCAAAAUGGAUUAUGUUGGUUUAAAUCAUUACAAUGAAUUAAAAGUAGACUAAACUUGGUGAUUUUCGAGAAGUCGUUUCCUCGCUUUUCAGUAUUUUGGUGUUGAACAAAGCAACACGAAACAACUGUGACUGUAAAACUUUUUCUUACGUGGAACACUAUGAUCACGUUGAUGAUGACGACAAAGAGGACGACAAAGGCGACGGCGGGAGCCUUUGAAUAAUAGGCUGAUUUCCCAACAGGACGGGAACGUAAGUUGGCGACGGGAAAGCGCGCGGAAAGGACUAAACACGACUUCCGGUGCCCAAUUUGCCGUUUUGCGCGCGCCGUCGUCAAUUGACGUUCCCGUUCUGUUGCUAAAUCAGCCUAAUAUAAGCCAUAGGGAUUUAUUUUCGUAAAUUUACCUGAUUUUUGGUAUUUCAUGUAUGUGACCUGCAUUGUCCUUACUGUUACAUUGAUGCAUUAAUUUGAUCAUGAUUUUCUUGUUUAGGUGUUGUAUUUGCCAGCAUUAGCUCAGGAUUUGGUGAAAUAACGUUACUUAGUUAUUCAGCUUAUUUCGACAAGUAAGUCAUCCAGUCACGGUUUAGCCUACCCCACUUAAUUUAGUUUUGACUGUAUUUUCUGUAAAACAAACCUGUUUAACGCUGAUGCAUCUGUGAGGCGCACACUAGCCGGAGUCCCGUGGGUGUCAAACAAUUCAUACAUUGGCUGCUUUUACCAUUGCACUAAGAGCCCAAUGAAUCACCUUUUUAUCGUUAGGCUUUGAGACCAAAUCUUGGGGGCUGUCGACCUAUUCACUUUUUCCCGGUGAAAGUCCACGGAACGUUUAAGUCAGACCCACCAACCCCCCCGCCCCACCCUCUCUUUAACGUCCACUUGAAAUUUUGCUGCCCCAGAAGAAGGAAAACUGACAUACACUUACAUGAAGAUGUCAACGACCGGUAUCAUCAUAAUUUACUGCCUAUGAAACGUGGUACAAACUUUAUACUUCGAAUAAUGCUCUCCCUAUCUGUUCUCCUGCAAAAUCUGCAUCUCUGCUUUUUCCUGUUGAUCCUUUUGAUUUCCUGCUACUCUAGAGUAUUUAGAGGUCAAGGCCAGAAUCGCCGGUACAUGGUCCCCAUAUUUUUAAACCGGCAUAUUAAACCAAUAUCAGCAAACUAACCACAAUUUUUAGUAUUGUAAAAAUUUGUUGGUGAUUUAGGAUAGAGUUUAAAAAAACACAAAGUAAAAUGUAGAAUUUACUUGUAGUUAAGAGCAGAGUUUUUAGAAAAAGAUCACAAUUUACACGCCCUUUUUUUAACUGGUCCUGCAUGUUUUCUCUUACAUAAAUGUCACGAGCGCCGUUCCACAGUUGACGUAAAAUUUAUGAAAAUGAAUCAGUUUGCUUUUGUCUAAAAAAGGCUUUGCACUAACGUCCACUGCCUUACCCCCCCCCCAAACGUGCAGUUGACGUUAAGUGGGGAUAGAAGUGAAUAUGUCGACGGCCCCUUAUAGUUUAUUAUAAGUAUGAUUCAUUAGCUAAGCAACUUAGUUGAUUACGACUCACAAGUGACUUUCUGUUUCUUGCUUUUAGGGAUGUAGUUUCCACGUGGUCCUCGGGAACAGGUAGGAGUGGUCGCCGAGUUGUGAAAGUUGUCACAGGAGGACGAAACGCACCGUUAGCUACCCUACGAACAUGUUCCACUUGUUUGGGUUAUAACGCGAUUAUCUUAGCGGCGAAGCUGCCGGCGAAGAGAAUGGUUCGCUGCUCAGUCUUUUCCCGCCCUUUCGGCUCUGCCGCUAAUAUGCUUGCGUGAUACCCCAAAUAAGUGUAGUGUGCUCGCAGGCUAACGCACUGUGGGCGUGGGAGACCUGUUUACUGCUGUACAUGUACUUACGUGUACAUGUACAUUUAAGUUUGGACGGACGAAAGCGGAGAUUUUCGAAUACGAUGAUGUCAUACAUCACAUACUACAAGCAUUACGCAUGCUCCAUGCAAGGGAUGUUACAAGCAGUACCCAUGCUCCUACGCGCGGAAGGGAUUUUACGGAUACGAGUGGAUGACGCCUAACCACUAUUCUGUUGUACAUGCAGGAGCUGCUGGUGUGUUCGGUGCAUUGGCUUAUGCUGGCUUCACAUCAGCCGGAGUAUCUCCAAGAAAUACCGUGUUAAUAAUGAAUGUUAUACCAUUCACCUUAGGAAUUAGGUGAGUUUGUGGUCUUCUUCGCGUGUAGGCAAAGGUCGCAUUAGAGAUUUUUAGAUUCGAGGACAGGAACGACUACGAGUAGGAGAUUUGACUGAAAGUGUUUUCCCAUAUUUUGAAAAAAAUAGACUCCCCAGAAAGCUUCGUCAGUUGUUGUUGUUGUUGUUGUUGUUGUUGUUUUUGUCACCAGAAACGUUAGCACUGUUAUCUUUAUUUGAAUUAUCCCGGUCGCAAAAGGACAAAAUCUCUAACAUUUUAUCACUUGUUUUUCUUGAAAAAACUCGUAGCAGAUUGUUAACAACUAUCACGUUUUACCACCAAAAUGACGCCGGUUCACGCGCACACACUACUUAGUAUUGAGAAAAUCUCGUUCUCGAAGUCGUCCUCGUCUUAGAAUCUGAAGGUCUCCAUUAUCUCCCUAGGCGCCGUACAACCUGUUUAUGCCAUUUCAGCCUCUCUUGUUCAAGGGGUGUAGAUAGCAUUACGAUUAUUUUCUUUAUUAUUACAGCCAUCAAAAACAGCUUCAUAGCUCGAAGAGCAGGCUCAUAUAGUGCUAGAAAGUAUAACAAUAAUUAAUAAUAAUAAUGAAUGAUGAUGUGAACUGCGGAAAUGCAAAUUUUAAAUUAUGAAGAUAUUAUCGUCGCAAUUGCAAAUUAACCCGAAAAAAAAAUUGGCACUUCAACGGGAUUCGAACCCAUGGCCUCUGCGUUAGUGCUGCAGUGUCCUAACCAAGACCCAUACAUUGGGGGCAGGCCAAUUUGUUAUUAGAGAGUUUUAGAUCCGAGUUUACCGCGAACCUCUAACCACUGGAGGUCACGUGACAAGUCUUUCGCGUCACGUUUGAGGUUUACGACGUGCGUUUUCAACGCGGGAAGAUAGGUUUUCACGUAUGUCAUUUACCUGAAAGCUUUUAGCGUAUAAUUCUUGUUUUAUCCCACUUAAUGAUACAAAAAUCUUGUGGAGCAAGUCUUUAUCUAUUAACAGAGGCACAAAUUCGGGGAAAAUGCUAAAUUUGAUAAAUCCUAUUGGAUCUUGAAAACAAGUGCCAUUCAUGGCUGCUGAUUCAAAAUGGCGGCCGUAAAAUAUGCAGUGUUACCGUAAAUUUCUUUUAUUUUCACUGAUUGAUUUUUCUUCUAUUUCUAAAUGGAAAAAUAAACCAGAAUCCACUUCUUUAAUCCACCGCCAAUCUAAAUCGAAUUAUGUUUGAACGUCGAACCGCGAACGGGUAACCGCAAACCGCGGUUAGAGGUUCGCGGUAAACUCGGAACUAAAACUCUGUAAUAACUCGUGAAAGGAUUGAAACAAAAAAUGAUGACGAGAACUGCGGAAAUACAAAUUAAAAAUAAUGAAGAUAUGAUCGCCGUAGUGGUAAUUGCAAUUUAAGCAACUGCAAAUGAACCGGAAAAAUGUUUUUAAUAAUGAUAAUAAAAGGAAAAGAAAAAUAAAAAAAAGUGUUAUUGUAACAACAACUUUUCAUACCUUUGAUGCAUUUGUUUGCCGUCAAUGCACAGCUGCGACGGGGGACUUCUCAGUGCGACGUUCUACUUAAACACUCGGCGUCACAUCUUUAGGUUGAUCCUUUUUUUCUCUUUCUCAGCUAGGAUGUCGUCCAGAGAAAAUUCAACCCCUGAAAAAAUUCCCUACCUUGGUCAAGUCGAGAAAUAAAGUUUGAUAGGAAAAAGAACGCGACCUGACCUCUCCUUCUUUUUCUUUCUUUCUUUUUUUCCUUUCUUUUUUGAAAAUUAGCUAUUGGUUUAUACUAGAGCAGCCUCGAAGUGUCCGAGAAGAGGAGCCUUUAUUAUCCAACGCAGGAAAUGACAGUGUAGCUGAAAAUGGUGAGAUGUGUUCUCCGAGUAUUUGAUGGAAAUUAAGAAAGUCGUAAAUGUUAACCCAAGAGUAACCAACAGCAAUUUUCUCCUCGUAAUAUCAAUACAUUAUCAAAGGAAAAGGUUAUGAGAUUUAAUAAAAUGAUCACCUAGGGAAAAUGCUUUGAUCGUUUAUCAAAUUCUCUCAACUAAUUCUUUAGGGAAAUGUAUGGAGAUCAGUGUGGAGAAUUUCUAUGCGGAUAUCGGGGGGAUAUUGCUGUUUUAGGUGCCUUUACCCUUACAUAAAAUUCCUCUGUAGAGUUUCGAAGAAGAUAAGAAGCAAAUUUCAUCAGGGAGCACUAGCCAUAAUAAUUUGUUUGGCGAUUUUUGGCGGGAUACCAUUAAAACUUGCAAAAGUUAGCCUAACCUUGCCAUGCCCAUCCUUGCCAUGCCUCGCAACAGACGGCAUGAAACAGUUUCAGUGCCUAAUUGUAGUCUUAUUUUUGGAAUUCAAUAUUGAUGCGAAGACUAGCUUUUUUAUGAAGACAGCAAAUAGCAAGACAUAACUCCUUUAAAAUAUAGUAUGAAAUAGCAAAACUGGACCGUUAUUGUUGGAAUUCAAUGGAUGGGAAAAAUAUUAUGUUACAUAGCCCUUGUAACCAAGGCGAUAACAUAAGAAAUCAUCUUCGUCAUCACAGACGGCCUUUUGGUGGUUUGAUCGGUUCAAGUGACUUGUAGUCGGUAUUCGCCUUGAGGGUGACUGUAGUUCUCUUUUUUGGACUUAUUUUAGACCUUUAGAUUCGAGGAAGAGAACGACUAUGAGUACGAGGUUUGAUUUAAAGUUUUUUCCCGUAUUGUCAAAAUAUAGACACCCUGGAAUUCUUUAUUGUUAUUUUUUUUCACCCGGAAAGUUAUAGACUGGGGCAACUUUCGCAAAAGAGAAAUUCUGUCGGCCAAUUUGAGGAAAAGUUGGUAAACACACUUUUCUAGAUGAGAAUUAUGUGCUGAACACGAAAAUUUUGAUUACCAAGGUUGGUUCGACCAUUUAGACCUUGAAAUUAGCCGUUAAGGUUAGCAUUAAUACAUUGUGACAUGAAAACGAGGCUGCAUGUUGUAUGAGGAUGCAGAGUACUCUCUAACGGUUAAAAUUCGUUCAGAUCAACAGGUGACUGAUACAACUUAUUACUUACAGUACCUCGCAGAAACCGUCUGAAAAUCACGUGAUUUUUCUGGUCACGUGACCAUUGAAAACGGGGUUAUAGACUAUUCAGAAUUUUGACAAAUUUGACGGCACAGUCAAAAGAGAAACAAAAUUACCAAUCCAGCAAUUCGCUCCAAUAGUUACAGCAGCUAUAGAAAUUUAAUUUUUCCGCUAUUUCCUAAGAUAUUUACAGUAAGUUUGCGAUCUAUAUAUUGCAGACAUCUUACUUCCAUUAUUGAAUUUCUAGAUGUUUGCAAAAUCCUUGAAAUAAUUAACAAAAACUGCAUUUUCUUAAAACUACUUUUAACUUUCACGCCCUCACCAUUCUGGAUACAUGCUGUACUUAUAACUAAGAAGGAAGGUCAUAACAUUCGAUUGAUUGCAGCCAUUUUGGAUGCGUCUGAUGUCAGCUUCUGAAACAUAUUUAAGACCUAAAUUGAUAUUGUAAACAUCAGACAUCCUACAGGACGAAAAUUAAAAAAGACCGUUAUUAGUCCAUAGACAAUUAUAAAACAAGAAUAAAAAUUUGUUAGAGAAGCUAAACGCUUUGUUCUGCUGAACUGUACCAUUUACUGUCCUUGGUUUGCAAUGACAUUACCAUCAACUUCAUUUCUGCAAUUGAGAUCCUCAGUGCUUCUGCAUUUUCAUGCUCCUGUACACGGCAGUCUAACAUUCCGGCAGCUGAACCUAUUUGUUGAACAUCCUGAUUCGCAGCUACAGGUAAUCAUCUCGGUACAGCUUUCAGGUAGAGACUAGAGUCAUUAGCUUAGGCACGAGCUUUCCAUCAUCAGAAUUAGUCCAUCCCAUGGUUUCUGGAAGUGGGAGGGUGGGGUUCGUUUUGUGAGCUUGUCUCCAUAACAUUGCUUGAAAGCGUGCGCUAGUAAUAUGCCAUCGUGCUGCAUCACUUGUUGGGGGAAGUGCCUCUGGGGAUCUGCACCAACCAAAAAACGUUGCACGUGCUUUAUCACAUCCCUCUGCAUUAGCAGCAUUGUACACUGCAAAUGAAUUUUUCUACGGACUUCACAGUCGUGUCAUCCAGGUCUCCAUCUGCAAAACUUUUCAAUAGCGUUUGGUGAUGAGGUGAUGAGCAAAUGCCUUCCAGGCAGUUUUCUUGCUAUGCUCAGCAAAGAAAGAGACCGUAUCACAGCCUGUUAGCGCAUGAAAAGGAAAGAUGGCUUCCCUGUACCCAUCAAAUGCAACAUCUAUCCGGUCAUAGUCCUUUCCACAGACAAGGGCAGCUUUCAAAAAUCUAUUUACGAGAUCGUCGAAUUUGUUACACUCUGAUGGUCUUCCUAGAGCCAUGACUAAUUCUUGACCGGCAAUUACUAUUGUCGAACGUCCUGGGACUGGUGUGGCCCGAGGAUGUUCCAUCCCACCCGAGACAGCAGCUCUAUCAUCACAGAUUGAUUUCCAGAUUGUGGCUGACCAUUGGUAUCUGCGAUAGCAAGCGAAACAGAGACUAACUCGUAACUGAAGCAAAUGUACUCUUCUACCUGCAUCGUACGCUGUAAUGAUGCGCUGGAGGAUCAUUCUGUCAGCUUCGAUAGCGGCAGACUUUUCUCUUUCUUUCUUUUCAGCCUCAUAAAGAGAAACAAAUGUCACGGCUUUACUUUUGGGAAGAGGAUCCCUAAGCUUCUUACAAUUCUCAUCUUCGUUUGGGAUCAUAAGCCUUUCUUUAACAAAAGUGUCCAGUUGUUUCUGGCCGAGGCUGUCUGCUUUCAACAGCGAUUCUCAUCUAUCUGUGUGGCUGCCACGUCCUUAGUAACCAUGUUUUUUAAUCUCUCAAGAACCGUUUCUGCUUGUUGAUUGACGUUGAAGAUGUCAGUUUGCCUGAUGCAGCAACUCGCAGCAACAAGCCACAACAACACUGCGGCACGGUCAUCUUUAGCUAUAUCUAUUGAUCGAGAUAUACUUCGUUAAAAGUAGCAAUUUCAAGGAAUGAUACUUGCUCUCAGCCACAAUUAGGUGGUCAUUCACACCCGACACACGCAAGGAAAGGUCGUGGUCACACUUUGCUCCAACAAGUAUCUGCUGACUCAUUUUAAACGGUGUCACUGAGAACAGUAUCUGCUUUUUAAACAUUGACCCGUCUUAACAAAAAAUACACAGUUCCCAUUCGAUAGAAGAGGUUUUGCUGCGGAGAGCUGAACUUGCAGCCACUUCUGGUAGUGGAUGGGUAUCCUUCGACGAAUCAAGCGAUUUCCUUAAUCUACUUAAUUAUAUCUUACCCUUAUAAGUCUACUUUGCAGAGCAGCUCUUGUGCCAGCUUAAAUCCUCAGCUUUGUUUUGCUUCGAUUGCCUCCAAUAUCGCGUCUGUUACAUCUGUAUUGUUUGUGUCUCCUAAUUUUCUUUGUUCUUCAGAGGACUCUUUCAGUAACGCAGGCCUUGCUGUAUUGCGUUAAAGAAGAUAUCUUUGUUCGUUUCCUGGCAUUUAAUGCAUUUACUGAAGGAGAGUGUAAGGGCAGAUCUCUUCCAACUUAGCCGCUUCUCCAACAUUAAAAAUCAUGUAAUCCAAGAAAACAAUCUUUCCAUGCAACUCUCCAUAAUAAAAGUAACUCGAAUGAGCAGAAUGGUUUUUGGAAUGAAACGUAGAGCCUGACUUUCGUUUUCUAGCCAGGGCCAACGCUUCAUGCAAUUAUAUGGCUUUGUUUGUUUUUUUUUUUUGGCCCAGUAAAAAGGGUUUUUAAAAACAAGUUAUCCAUCCAUGAAAAAUCACAAUGCUGGAGAAGUGACUUGCUUAAAGCUUUACUGUUAAAAAGUACUUAAAAGAUCGACUACAUAAAAUCUUUAAAUGGAGGAAAACGAAAAAUAAAAUUCAGCGGAUACCUUUCUGUUGAAACAAACAUAUGACACGCUUCACUGACUUUCGUUUCCUAGGCAAAGUCAAAGCUUCAAGCAUUAAAAUGGGUUUACUUAUUUGAUAAUCUUCGUAGCAAAAGAACAUUUUUUGCAAGUUUUCCAUCCAUGGGUAGUGAUUUGUUUUAAGCUAUACAUUGGUAAGAAGAUGGACGAUAUAAAAUCGUUGAAUGAGGGAAACGCAACGCAGGAUAAAACUUGGCGCAACCUUUUUGCUGCCAGAUCUAUUUUUGUUUUAAUGCUCGCACCAGAUGUUACUAGUCCUGAUGAAGACUUUUUGUACUAACUGAAAUAUAUUCCUUAUUAAAAAUACCCUUGGCAUAGUUCAUCCUUAAUCAAAACUGGUUUUAUUUAAAAGAACAUGUUUCCUUCAGAUAGUUAUACGACGAACACACUCGUCAACUUCUUUCACUAGCGUCUCUGAAUUUCCAAAUAACUUUUUUUCGGGCUUCAACCGUCUAUUAGUUUAUUUCAUAACAAAAAAAACUUACAGUUAGCUAAUUUGGGCGGUAAUUUGAGUCAAAUGUGGUUUUGAAAAGCGGGGAAAAUUUUAGCCUCGUUUCCAUGUCCAGAAAUAAGCUCAUUUUUUCGAGGUCAGAUUUUGUGGUUAAAAACUCAAAAUCAAGCUUGGUAAACAAAUUUUUCGUGUUCAGCACAUAAUUUUCAUCUAGAAAAAAGUAUUUACCAACUUUUCCUCGAGUUUGCCGACAGAAGUUUUAUUAGCGGCUUUUUACCAAAAGUUGUCCCAGUCUAUUAGCACUGUUAUCGUUAUUGACGGAGGUUGAACUCGUAGUCGUACUUGUCUUAGAAUCUAAAGGUCUCUACUAUUGAUGUGUUUCCAAUGUCCGGCUAGACCCUUCCACGGUACUUUCAACUUUUGAGUGGGAACAAUUAGCGAAAAUCCGUCAACGCGGCGGUAGCCUGUGCGCAGCACCCCCCCCCCCCCCCCCCCCCCCUCAGAAAAAAUCGGCUCUUCUUGCUGGGUAUACGGUACAGCGAUUUAAGACAUGUCUCUCAAAUUUUGCUUCUUCUUUUUCCUUUUUUUUUAUUCAUUUUAGAUUUAAACUUAAGUCCUAUAUUCUCUCUCAUUUGCAGAACCAGGAGACCAUCCUAGUAAUUCUUUAUCUUUGAAAACAAAACUCGGUAUAACCAAGGUAGGAUCGCAGUGCUCGUUAGCGCUUUCCGAGUCAUUUUAUCUCAGUGUCUUGAGCUACGUGCAAACGGACACAAUAACUCACAACAUUGUUGUGCCAACAAUGUCGUGAAUUGUUGCGAUCGUGUUGGCAGUGCUGUGCAAACGGAUGCAACAACUUCCAGCAGUGAUGCAUCGUGCAUCACUGCCUCGUGGGAAGAAUACAACUCAUAAGACUUGCUGUCUGCAAGGAGACCAUGUGUUAUGCGCUUGUGUGGCCCUAACAAUGUUAGAAGUGGUGUGCAAACGGAUCCAACAUUGUUGCGCUACGCUUCGGCGAUCACGGUACAAUAGAAAUGUUGGGAGUUGCUGGCUCUAAAGUUUGACCGGUUUCAAACUUUGGGCAACAACUCCCACCAACAUGCAACAACAUGCAACAGGGUGUGCAAACGGACGCAACAUUUAUCAUCCAACAAUGUUGGGAGUUAUUGGCCAACAGUGUUGCGUCCGUUUGCAUGGGGCUUGACAAGACCUUCUCGGUCAAUGCAUUUCUGUGACGUAUCCCAGACAAACAGACCACGUGACCCAAAACGCAUGGGUCGCUCGGAAAAUGAGGCGUAGGGACUAAGCAAGGGCAGUACCACGCUGGUUUAAUGCUUCUUCGGGAAUUAGCGUUGCUGAGCAGUUAGAGCGCUAGACAUGCAAUCCAGAGCCACCGAGUUCAACUCUUCGUUCAAGUAAACAUUCCCUAAUUACCGAGUAAACAUUCCUAAUUUCUGCGUUUAUUUACCAAAUUGAGCAGAAUUCACGUGAUACUUAGUUUUUUCUUCAUCUGGUUUCCAUAAAAUCGUCCGGAUCAUCUUGAUCUAGGCUCCUACGCAGCCACUCUUUGUGUUGUCACGCAACGAUCCAUGGGAGUAGCGUUGCGUGACAAUUACCUGUAAGAGAUUACUUGAUCACCCAAAACGUUUCAACAUGUGUAUAGGCGAUCAGAGCAAUCAUGUGAGAAUACCUCUAAUGAGGGGCGGUGGGUUGAUCGAUCUUUUAUCUGUUGUCACACGGCUCACGCUGUAACAUAGUGAAAUCAUGAUCUUGCGGCCAAAAUUACCAAAACUACUUAUUCAGAGAGCCUGCAGUGCAUCAAUGCUCAGAGAACCGCAUGGCAUCUUAUUGGCCAUGUCACGAUGCGCUAAAGUGGAAGUAUAAGUUUUAACUUACCUAGUUAACGAUGGUGCCUCUCAUCCCUUUCCACUGCUGCAGCGAGACGCGAUGAGAGGCGGCUGUAUUCUUUACCCUACCACGCAGAAUUUUCUUUUUGCUCGUCACACAAUCCUCCCCAAGUACAGAUGGGGAAGGAAUCUAUGACGAAGCCCUUAGAACGUCUGUAAUCUUCAGCUCGAGUUUACAGUGUAACCUUGACAUGAGUCCGUCUUUGACAUAUUACUAGUUUUCAACCACCUGAUAAGGUGACCAUGUUGGUUGACAGAACAAUAUUUCCAUUUUUUUCGCGGAAUUUGCAUAAUUUUCCAGGGAGGGAAAGGCACAAGUCUGUUCUCGUCCACCAACAGGACGGCUGUGACAUCGCUUGAAAAGCAGCAAUUUCAAAUUUUGAUGGUUAAAUUCCUUUUUAAUCUCUCUACAAGAGAUUCUUGGAGAUAAUUAUGCGCAUUUUCAUUCUAAAAUUCAGCAAUCUAACAAAUACCACUUAUGUGUUAGGCUACAUGGAAUAUCAGACUAAACCCUGCUAUUAAUGUUGUUGUUUUUUCAGUCGUUACUGAAGUAUAUGAUUCCCUUGUUCUUUGUAUAUUUUGCGGAAUAUUCCAUCAACCAAGGUCUGGUAAGUUGAGUUUAAAUCUGUAGUAUUUAAACGUCACUGGUAUUGAAUAUGAAACGCUGAACACAACACUUAAUCUGCAUACGUAUUCUGAAAUACCAGAGCUGCUUUUUCUGAAAAAUGCUGUAAAGCAUUUCUUUCAUAAGGGAUACGGAACUGCAAUCUCAGACAAAACAGAUAAAAAAUUUACACCUCCCCCACGCCCCCUAUUUUGUCCAAGGUUCUAGCUCUCGCACCCAUAUACAGCCGAGGCCCCUCGGGUGUAAGGGCUGCUGUUUAAGUUUUUGAGUGGUAACCUUAGCCUUUACUAUUUUGCUACUCUAUUAUGGACUUGACACAAACAAGCCUGGGCUAUUGUUACCAAACAACUCUUACAAACUGGAUGAAAUUCUGUGAUUUCGAUGCCCUAUUCCAGCUUAAAUGACCUAAAAACCCUACCUUGGUAAGCGGCACAUACCUGUUGAGUAGAGUUAUAUAGUAGUACCCCUCCCCCUCCACAUCUCAAUAAUAGGGAGUUUAAGGAGCGACGUUUUUUAUCGACGCAUGUCAACCGGAAGUGAGCAUUUUUGUCUUUCAGAGAAUAUGCAUUGGCUCUACCAAAUAUGUAUGCUAACUGUCUUUAUUCUUAAAGACACGAUUUGCUUAAGAUUUUAUUAAAAAUCACGGCCGAAGAGUUCAAAAGUCCACUUCCGGUUGAUUUGCGUCGCUCAAAAACGUCUUGGAUUAAACUCUCUAUUCAGUUUUUACGAACACAUUACUAUCUUGGAGCCUGGAACAGUUAGUUUGGGUAAGCGGGGGGGGGGCGGGGAAGGGGGCACAGGAAACAAAGAAAAGACGUUUCCGCGUAUUACCCACCUGACAUUGAUGGCGACAUCUGUAUUGUGGUUUUUCUUUAGCAUGAGCUGAUUUACUGGAAUGGAAUCUGGUUGACACCGUCAGAGCAAUAUAGAUGGUGAGAUAAAGGCCCUUCCUACUAGUGAAUCCAUUCUUAUACAGAUUUUUUUGGGGGGGCGGGGGGAAUUCACCCCAACAAGCCCAUUUAACAUUUUAAGCGAGUUGGAAUAAACGCGACAAAGUUUGAGAAAGGCAAUUUCAUUUUAGUGUUUACUUUCCGCUGCCGCUGCAGUCUUUAUCACUAAAACGCGAUCUUAUUGAUGUAACCGAGCCGGUAUUGGCGAAUUAAACGUUUAACUUAUGUAAAACUUUGUUCCAAACAGUUAACAUGACCAUUGUUCACGUUAGUGAAAAUGCUGUAAAAAAGAUGUUUCGAAAUACAAUAGAUUUACUUUGAAUUUCACCAUCACUAUCAUUGCGCAAAUGCAAUCUAUUGACAUUCCAGCCCUAGCAGUGAAGCUGGACUUUGGAAUCUGUAAUUCAGCUCAAGGAAUCCGAAAUUCAGUACCUAGAAUCCGGAGUCCACAGCGUGAAAUCCAGAAUCCAAGACUGUCUUGGAUUGCCUUACACGAUUAUACGGUAGUAGACGUUUACUUAUCCUUUCCUACCCAGGUACCAGGUGGAUUAUCAAAUUGGCGUCCUUAUAUCUCGUUCGUCAGUGAAUAUUUUUCCCAUCCGUAGAAUCUGGCUACUAGCUGUAUUGCAGGUAUUCAAGGUGUUAGUUUGAUAUUUUAACAGAAUUUCAUCGUAUCAGCUCUCUAGGUACUAGUUUAUUGUCUUUUGUGCUGGCUCUGAGCUCUUGCGACGAAAGACGAAUGAUUUUUUGUCUAAAUCACUGCACAUCACUUAUCAAGAGAGGUGGACGAAGUAGCCAGGCUCUCUUUACUGACGUUUGAUCACAUUAGCAGUAAUUAUCAUCGAUAUUAGGCCCCGUCCACAAGUAUCCGUUUUUUAAUAGGAUGAUCUAAUUACGAUUUUCCUAGAGACGUAUUUGGAACGUCUGUAAAGGUCCCAGCAUUCCAUACGAAACAAUUCCAGAUAAGAAUGCAUUAUUGAAAAUUUUAUCCGAACUACGUCCUGGUUUUUUUUAGAACGUGAAUCUCGUCGUGCUCGUUUGUGAAGCGUACUUUCAUUUCCUGCCGUCUGUGUGGAUCAUGUUCGUCAUCAUUUUGUACGAAGGACUUCUUGGUGGUGCGUGCUACGUCAAUGCAUUUUACAGAAUAUCUAAAGAGGUGAGACAUACUUGCUUGAGUAAUGAGGCUUUUUCCAUCUUUAACAGACCUUAUUCACACGAUACCAGCCAUCUUUGUACGCGCUAAAGGACUGAUGGGAUACAAUUAGUGUUGCAUGGUUUCUCGGGGGGCAAACAACCGAUAAAAUCUACGAGUACAAAAACUCGCCGUUGCUUAUUGUAGACAACAAAGGAUAAAAGACACCUAAGGAUGGUGGUGGUGGGGGGGGGAUGGAGAAUCCCUUAUAUAAGCCAUAUAGGUGCCACCCCAAAGCGUAUGGUUUUGCACCGUUUCGGUCUGAAAACGGGGAAUGGUUUUGCCCAUGUUGGUCUGGAAUCGGGUAUGGUAUUCGGGGAAACUUCGGGGGUGUAUGAACGUAGUUGUCGCUUCAAUUCCAAAUGAAUCAGAAAGAAAGAGAAAUAAGCGAUUUCGAAACAGUUUUUUUUUUCUUUCUGUUUGAGCUCUAGUCUAAAAAUGAUGACUUAAUUUCUACCGAUACCAGUUCUGAAAACGGGUGUGGAAAAUAACUUUUUUUUGGUCUGAAAGAGGGUCAGGAUUUUUGAGAACCGAGCGGCACGUACACUAGCCUGCGAAAACAUCCGUUUCUCCUUGCUCUUCGCCGCUGGAGACGUUUCUCCGCGAAACGUCCCCAGCGGCGAAGGUAAUUGAGGUACAACUCAACGAAACUCGAACUGAUCAUUAAGAAAGACAAAAAUUAUCGUCUCGUUUUGAAAGAAUAAAGAAACUCGACCCCGAUUUCUCGUAUUGGCAAAUUUUGGCGCUUGUUUGUCCCCUGAAAAACCACGUGAUAUUGCUUAUAUCUCGUCAAUCUUUAAGCACAUGCAAAGAUGGUGGGUAUCGUGAAUAAGGUCUAUUUACUGAUUUUUCUUUUUCUUUUUUUUUCAAACGGAAACAAUUAUCGAAUGAGAUAUAAGUCACUAUUUACAAGUUUCUACCUUUACUCUAGAUUAAACAAGAGUACAGAGAGUUCUCGAUGGGUGUGGCAAGUAUGGCGGAUAGCUGCGGUAUUGCACUGGCUGGGGCCGUCGCUUUACCCACUCACAAUGCCCUUUGUUCAUACUGGAGAAGCAAAAUGUCAAGCUAACCCAUGCCUGGGCUGCUACGAUGAAAAAAUUAUCUUGAAAUUGCUGUAUCUGAAUUCUUACAAAAAGAGCAUAUUUUUUUCAUUCUAUCGUCGCAUUGUUUGCAGUACUAAUUAUAGAACUAACAGAACUUGACUGUUAGAAUCAAUAGAGAGAUUUAGAAUGACCUUUACGGCAAAAGUGAAUGUUUAAAUCACGUAACCAAGUUUUCUCUUUACCUGUCGUUUACGGUUUAUUACUUCUGCAAAAGAAGAAUAUUUUCGUGUCAUUUGUAUCCAUAAGAAGUUUUUGAGCUGUUUAUGAGCGCAUAUUUUCUAUUUUGAGAAUUCUCAACUUGGAACUGACUUUUGCUGUUUGCAGUGAACGUGAAUCUAAAUCUACUAUAUUCGCUCCUAUUUGAAUAGAUUAGAUAAUUUGUCAAAUUAUCGCAGGCGAUCUCAGACGAUGUCGGGAAGUACAGUCGACUCCCGAUAACUCGAACCCUCGCUAACUCGAAUCAAAAUGGAUUUCCCAUGGAUUUCCUUCAUACAUUUACUAUAGUUUUACCAGGGGUAACUCGAACCGUGGAUAACUCGAACCUCCCGCUAACUGGAAGUAAUUUUUGUUUUCCUUCAGAUCAUUCCUAUAUAAAUUUACCUUCGAUAACUCGAACCAUGCUUUAAGCGCCUGACAAGUGGAAAAAAGUGUACUACAGUCCGAAACAUUGAAAUUAUUUUAACAACCAUGUAUUCUUUGUCUUAAAUUUUUUUCAGUCCAUUUAAAAUAGUGUCCAGCGCUGUGUAUUUAUCAAGCUUUGAAGUGUGCAUGUUACUCGGCAUUCAUUCCCCAUCCCAUUUACUCCUUUUCGGAUAUUUACUUUCGAUUUUCCUUGAAGGUUCGAGUUAUCGGGAGUCGACUGUAUAAUUGACUCGUCAUCGUUUGCAAAAUAAAGAAAAGAAAGAAUAAAAUAUAAUAAGAAAGGAAAGGAAUUUCAUCCUUUUGUGAAUAUAAAAUACACACGGUCAUUCUCUUAUCAAUCAGAUUUAUUAAACAGUUUUUUUAAGAAUUUUAUAAACUGUACUAACACAAAAAUACCAUUUCUUUUUAUAAUAGCAGCUUAGUACAUACUGGUGACUGAAUGUUGUUCUUUUCCCCAAUAAAAAAAAUAGUCAUUAGAAAACUGCUAUGUACACG